UAAUUACGGAUAGUUCAGUAUAUUGGUGUAAGGCUACCUAAAUUUCCCCGGUACAUAACUUAUAAUAUUAUGUCUUAACACCGUUAUAAUAAAGAGUACACUCAUUCAUAAUAUAUUGCAGCUCGAUUUGCGUACAGUGUGUUUUGUUAUAUAUUUCAACAACAUCGUGGUCCAUUGACAUUAGUAUAUAUAUAUACUUGUAACGAAGUAUAAACUGUCUUAUUCGCACUCUAAUAACGUCAUUGAUACAAUGACUCACACUGUUGGUGAAGAUGGAUCCACGGUUGAAUAUUGCAUCAAACGAGCAAGUAGUAUCAAUAGUAGUGCUACUCCUGUAAACGGCUGUUUCACAGGUUCUGUUAGAAAUACAAAACAAUCAUAUAGCAACGACCUACUGGCUACGCGUGUUCCAUGGGCUGUAAGGAGCUAUCCCGACAAUAAAUCUUCAAGGACGUGUAAUGCUAAUGAUAUUCCCUUCUGCACCGCUCUUAGUAUAGAUGAAGCUGAACGACUAGGUGCUCAAUAUAUAGCUCUGCAAAAGUGUGACGCAGAAAAGAACGCUGCACAUAUUGUUGAUGCUGUUAGUACAUGUGCCGUGCUUGUCAUUGGUGCAGGGGGUCUGGGCUCACCAUUGCUGUUAUAUCUUGCAGCGGGUGGAAUCGGUAUCAUCGGUGUUAUGGACGGCGACGUCGUAGAAGUUUCUAAUCUCCAUAGACAAAUAAUACAUGAUGAGGAGAGUCGAGGGAUGAACAAAGCUCUGUCUGCUACAAAUCGCAUGUUAAAAAUCAAUUCUAAAGGCAAAUACAUCGCAUAUCAGCGUUUUUUCGGUGUAUCGGAAGCUGAUGAAAUACUUCCUUUAUAUGAUAUAAUAGUGGAUGCCACAGACAACCCCCAAAGCAGAUAUCUAAUCAAUGAUGCUUGUGUGAAGUAUAAUAAGACCUUAGUAAUCGCUAGCUCUAUAGGGACACAAGGGCAACUAAUGGUGUUUAACCGUUCUAAGAAUGUGGAAGUUACUCCGUGUUAUAAGUGCAUCUGUCCAAUAGAAAAUCCUUUAAUCACAUCGGUCAGGGGAGCAUGUAGCUUUGCCGGUGUUCUAGGCACCAUACCUGGUAUAUUUGGAUGUCUCCAAGCCAACGAAGUUAUUAAACUUGCUGCCGGUAUUGAUAAUGCGGUAUUAUCACCUGGUUACAUGUUACUUUACGAUACUAUCAAUGUAACUAGACCGUUUAGGUGCAUCCAAGUAAAGAAGAGCUCAUCAUGUAAAGCUUGUGGUGAUAAUGCAGUAAUAAAACUUGAGUUAUUGCCAUCUCAAUGUUCUGUUAUGAAUACCAUAGAGGACGAUGUUGCAAUCAGUAACCAAUCAUUCUUGAACAUUUACAUGGCCAGCGUCACUAAUUGUGGUCCUAGGUUGGUAAAGGUAUGCUUUGGCAACAAAGGUCCUAUAUUGAAUCAAAAUGGUGAAGAGUACGUCAUAUCGUUGGUAGAUGUUAGGCCUAAGGAGCAUUAUAGUAUGUGCCACUUAACUGGAGCAAAGAGCUGGCCCAUUAAUGACAUGAUGGACGAUUUGUUUUUCGACGAUGCCCAAAGGUACAUUGGAAAGACUAAGGAUUUCGAGAACAUUUUAUACAAGAAAUGCUUUGGUAACGAAAAGAAGCAGCGUGCAUUAAUCUUUUUUAUAUGCUUUUUGGGGAAUUCAUCACGCACUGCAACAGAGUUAGUUCGAAGGGUGAUUGAGAAUUGUACUUCAAAUACAUUAAUCAAAUGCUAUUCAGUCGCUGGAGGGUGUCGAGGUAUUCGCACAAUAAGUGGUAUAUCAAUGCCUCUAUCGUAGUAUGACUGUCUAAAUAUCUAAUAACGAAACAAUACAAGUAAGAUGCUAUGGACUAAAAGACAUCACAACAUAAUUUCGCAACAACAAAACCCUCAGCUCUAAGUAAACAUUGAAUGAGUAACUCGACAUAUUAAACAAUCCC
Messenger RNA from Babesia bovis T2Bo, 1973 nucleotides. Its product is annotated as molybdenum cofactor synthesis protein 3 / molybdopterin synthase sulfurylase family protein. NCBI's taxonomy places the organism in Eukaryota, Apicomplexa, Aconoidasida, Piroplasmida, Babesiidae. Gene Ontology annotation, cellular component: cytoplasm. The record is from RefSeq and is a predicted model, not a curated record. Gene Ontology annotation, molecular function: URM1 activating enzyme activity; nucleotidyltransferase activity; thiosulfate-cyanide sulfurtransferase activity. The transcript is spliced from 7 exons. The coding region runs from base 251 to 1831 and encodes 526 amino acids.